Messenger RNA from Sorghum bicolor (sorghum), 1549 nucleotides. Its product is annotated as protein LOW PSII ACCUMULATION 3, chloroplastic. The transcript is spliced from 12 exons. The record is from RefSeq and is a predicted model, not a curated record. NCBI's taxonomy places the organism in Eukaryota, Viridiplantae, Streptophyta, Magnoliopsida, Poales, Poaceae. Bases 74 to 1231 code for a protein of 385 amino acids.
UCUCCUCCACUCGUCGGCUCGUCGCAGACGGCAGACGACGCUGCCGCCUGCCUGUCGGAGCGCACGCACGGCCAUGGCCAUGGCCGCCCCGCCGCCGCCCACGGCUGUCUGCGCUCGCCACUUCCGGCUCCACCUCCCCUGCUCCUCCCGCCUGCCCAUGGCCGCCGCCUCUGCCUCCUCCUCUUCACCGCUCCGGCGCCGCCGCCGGCUCGCCGUCUCCCCGCGCGCCGAAGCUGGUACAGGGACUGGGACGGGGACCGGGACCGGGGACGUGGAGGCGCUCAGGGCCGGGGUGUCCGUGUACAAGCCGCGCUCCUACGACGUGCUCGUCACUGACGCCGCGCGCUCCCUCGCCUGCGCCAUCGACGACGGCAAGACCCGGCUCGAGAUCGAGUUCCCGCCUCUGCCAAGCAGCAUAUCUUCUUACAAGGGCUCCUCAGAUGAGUUCAUCGAUGCGAACAUCCAGCUUGCUCUUGUUGUUGCUAGGAAGCUCAAAGAGCUCAAGGGGACUAAGUCCUGUAUAGUGUUUCCUGAUCAACCUGAAAAGCGCAGGGCGUCACAGUUGUUCAGGACAGCUAUAGAUACGAUUGAGGGUGUAACUGUCAGUUCCCUGGAUGAUGUACCCACCGACCCUGUCAACAGCUUCUUCAAAUCAAUAAGAAACACCCUGGAUUUUGACUUCUCAGAUGACAAUGAAGAUAGAUGGAAAUCUGAUGAACCACCGUCAUUAUAUAUCUUCAUUAACAGCAGCACACGUGACCUUGCUUCUAUAGAGAAGUAUGUGGAAAAGUUUGCCACAUCUGUUCCAGCCCUUCUAUUCAAUCUUGAACUAGAUACAUUGCGUUCUGACUUGGGGCUUCUGGGGUUUCCCCCAAAAGAUUUGCACUAUCGGUUCCUUUCUCAGUUCACCCCAGUAUUUUAUAUCAGACAACGUGACUAUUCCAAGACAAUCGCAGUCGCUCCAUACAUAGUGAAUUACAGUGGAGCUGUAUUCCGUCGAUAUCCAGGCCCCUGGCAGGUCAUGCUGAAGCAGCUCGAUGGCUCCUAUGCAUGUGUUGCAGAGAGUGAAGCUCGGUUCACUUUGGGACAGGCGAAAGAAGAACUAUUGAGGGUUAUUGGUUUACAAGAAGAAGAGGGAAGCUCACUUGAAUUUCUCAGAAGAGGAUACAAGAAUGCUACUUGGUGGGAAGAGAACGUUGAUCAAGAGACGUCGGCUGCGUGGCGAACUUGAGACGCUGCAGCUGCUGGCUGAAUGCUUUUUCUGACCUGGGUGUGGAAAAUAGGCCAAACGAAACGAGUGUCCAUGUCUUGUUGUAUGGAACUGAAAAUUCUGAAAUUACAGAGAGAGAAGUCCAUGUACAGCGUAAUAAUAUUUGCCUGUGCUGAUAUCGUAUCGUAUCAUUAUUGUUAUGUGAAUACGAAGUAAGAGCUUCUGAGCACUAAGAACUUCUUUUUUCAAUGGUGACUGUAAAUUUGUUCUGUUUGUGGCCUUGGGCUCUUCAGCUUGAAGGUGCAAGUGUAAAAUGCAGGGGACUCUCUGGUUUCAGUC